AUGUCUAUUCCAGCACUUCCAGUUUCCCUCUCUCCUCCCCUCAGCGGCCGCGAUGCAGUCGCCGAUGCCCUCUACCGCUGCGUCAUUGGUCUUGACACAGCCGAUGAGGCUCUCUUUAAAUCAGCUUUCACCAUCGAUGCUGUCUUUGAUAUCAAUGGUACCAUUAUGAAUGGUCUCGAGGCUAUCAUGAGCGAAUGCUACGUCAAUAUCGCCAAGAUGGACACCAACCACUUCCUCAGCAACAUUCGUAUCAACAUUAUGGAUGGAGACUCGAAAGCUCAAGUGACAUGCUCUGCCCUUGCCCAACAUUAUCGUGGGGGAGAGGGUAUGAAGCCAGGCUCUGAGCCACUACUUGCGGGCUCAUUGUAUUGGGUGGAGCUCGUUAAUGAUUCUGCAGAUGGCCUGUGGAAGGUUAAACACUGGACUCUGAAGUCGAGUUGGGGACAGGGUGACUGGACCGUUUUUGGAAAUUAG
This is a messenger RNA of Penicillium angulare, 474 nucleotides long. RefSeq names its product nuclear transport factor 2 family protein. The transcript has a single exon. The coding region runs from base 1 to 474 and encodes 157 amino acids. The record is from RefSeq and is a predicted model, not a curated record. Lineage: Eukaryota; Fungi; Ascomycota; Eurotiomycetes; Eurotiales; Aspergillaceae.